Molecule: messenger RNA, 4114 nt
Organism: Acanthaster planci (crown-of-thorns starfish)
Lineage: Eukaryota; Metazoa; Echinodermata; Asteroidea; Valvatida; Acanthasteridae
Biological process (GO): phytochelatin biosynthetic process; response to metal ion
Molecular function (GO): glutathione gamma-glutamylcysteinyltransferase activity; metal ion binding
Source: RefSeq, a predicted model, not a curated record
CUUGGCUGCGGCUUGCAAUUAUGCACACUCACUAUGAGAACAGGCCGCGGCCACUACCACAGACUCGUCGGGAAUUUCAGGCUGUAACGGCCGGAGACUGGUGAGGUCGUGUCCGAAACGGGCUUCCCAGGCUGAGGUCGCGUCUACGUCUGUUGUCAGCGCGUUAAACCCAUGGAUAGAAGACAUUUGGGUCCGCUGAGCGGCGCUAUACAAUCUUUGCUAGUAGUACGAACAUUACACAUGUAGAGGUCAGUACCCGUGCGGGUAGGUUGCAUCUGCUUGGCAUUGACAUGUCAUCAACGUGUAAAACAGACAUUUUUACAUGUACAUUCGCAACUUGAUCAUAUUGCACUCCGUUUCAAGAAUUAACGUUUGUUCAUUUCAGGGCAUCCCGUCGAUUUUCGCCCAUUGAGUCGAGCAUUAGUUGCCUGUCACUUGUAUUGUAAGUAGCUGGUAGCCAAGUGCUCUGAGGCAGACAUGGAAGGUGCAGCUACAAAAGUCAUCGACCCUAUCACUCUGGAAUCUGAGGAAGGCCAGCAGCUCCUUGAUGAAGCCGAAGCUUGUCAGUACAUCCUGGUGGACAUGUUCGACUUCCAGGCACAUUCAUCUCAUUGCGGCAUCCAGAGUGCUGCCCUCCUUAUUGCCUCCUACGAAUGCGGUAAAGCCUGCCGGGCAGCGGGCUACUGCAGCUUCAGGCACUGUGAGGACAUCAAGAAGCAGUACCACGGCUUUGCCAUGUUCAACUUCAAGGAGACGCAGGACAUCAUCACCCACGAUGUCAUCAAGACAAGGGGCACCACUUUGGAGGAUGUGACCCAGAUUUUACAGAACCACAAGCACGAAGCCACGGCAUACCUCGCCCAAGAGUCCUCACUUGAUGAGUUCCGGCAGCUAGCUGUGGAAGCCGUUCGUCAGGAGGAUUCGAGCGCUGGAGUUAUUGUGAACUUCCAGCGGUACCUCCUGGGUCAAAUUGGGGAGGUCUCUCAGUAUGGGCACCACAGUCCGCUGUGCGCAUACCACAAGGGUUCCGACCGCUUUUUGAUGCUGGAUACCAAUGUGGGAAAGCCCAAAUUAUGGCUGAAGACGGAAGAUUUGUUCCAGUCAAUGCAAGAUGUUGAUGUUGCCACUGGGAAGUCACGAGGGUUUGUGAUCAUGGGAGGAGUGGUGUGAGCUACGUAUAACGGUUUGCAUUUACCAGUGUGAAUCAAAUGGGGUAUCUUAUUGAAAUAAAUGUGGAUAUGCCCGGAUAAUCUUAGCCAGACAAGAAAACAACAAAUGUGAAAUGCGCUAAAAUUGCCUGCUGCCAAAAAUCGCCAACCUUUUAAUGCAAAUGUGACAUUUGUUUUUUGCUUUCAUCGUAGCCUUUUUUGUAAUUUCCUGACAUAAACAUUUAAAACCUUUCCGUUUCUUUAAACAUUCCAAAAAAAUGUUUGACUCCCCCGCCCCCCUGUACUUACUUGCGUAUGUGUGACUGCAUUCAAUUUGACACUCGUGUCACUUUUCUGAUCUGGUUACAUGUACUUGGGAAAGUAUCCCACAAAAAUAUGUUGACUAAUUAUGAUAAAAUGGAAAGAAAAAUGCCGUUGUUAAUCUGAGUUCAGAAAGGUUGUUGCAACUCGCAUGUAGAGACAAAUUGGCUUCAGUGAGUUACGUGAAAUAUGCAAGUACUGUACAUGUAUGUCCAAUGCAUGUGAUGGUUUGAAUUUGUUCUGUAUAUGUCCAUGUAAUCUCUGCAUGACCUUUUGACCCAGUUGGCACCUAGUUACCUAAGAUUAGUCAUUUAUCAUACAUUGCUCAGGCUUACCUAACCCUAUGAGGACAUCAACUGCAAGUAUAACCGAAGUAAUCAAACAUGCUGAAAGUUAUUUCAUUCGCAUAGGUGAUCUUGGUUACCCAGUUCCAUAAUUAAGAACUAUUUCCUGGCAUCAUUUGUUGGGCACUAGGGUUACUGGUUUGGAUGGACAGCCCUAGUGAGAGCAUAGCAACUGGGUCAUUCUAUAAAUUUGGGGUCCAUAUUUUUCCCCAUCCCUGUUAUGUCUGGCAUAUGAUUUGUUAAUGUUCAGAACUCAAUGUUUAGCUUCAAACACUGAAUAAUAAAUAACAAAAAAGUAGUUUGAAAUCAGUUCAGUGGUACAUCCCUUGUCAAACAUGUCAGAUGGUAUGCACGCCAGAAGUAACAAUAUCACACUUUGGACCCCAGAUUUAUAAAAUGACUCAACCAGCAAGUCUCAUCUCCGGUCACCCCGCUUUCUUUUUCAGUACUUUAAGUCGGUAUGCAUUUCAUCGCAAAAGGAGUUUUAGUCCACAGAAAGCAGUCUCCGUAUAUAAAACCAAAUGAGUGCAAUUCCCAUUGAAAAUUAAUGACAGGUGUUUGUGAGGUGUGAAGUGCACGAUUUCACCCUUACUGGCCCACAAGGUGUUGCAUCAUUAUUGCUAUUAUCCCUGCUCACCAGGCUUAUAAACAUUUCUCACUACGCACAUCUCAGCUCUCUUCGGAGUAUAUGCAGCUGAAAUACAGCCAAUUCAGGCACAUGUUUAAAAAUGCUCUUUGUUGGAGAGAGGCAAGUACUGGGGGUACAUGAAGGUGGUAAAAUGAUUUGUCGAGUUCUGUACAUGUGAGGCAGUUGCUUGCUUCUGACCCUGAAGAGUGUGGCCCUGAUUCUGUGAUUGAGACAAACCAUAAGUGCAGGACUACUCAGGUGUCAUCACUGGGAAAAGUGUCAAAUUCGUUGUGUCAGAGUACACAUUUCUCUUUAUAUAUUAUGAGCAUGUUGAAUUUCAUGCAUAGUUCUUAUCUUCACGUUGUACUUUUUGUGUUGGCAAAGAUUGAUAAAUUCUGUGUUUUAUUCCUAUCAAGUUCUUCAUGUCCUCAAUAACACUAGUUGUUCGUAUAUUUGAUGUAAAGCAGUGAAAAGAUGUUCUCCCUACUUUUCAUAAUUAACUCUUGGCUGUUGAUUGACAUGCAUGAUUGAAAAAAUGAAUGCAAAAAUCCACUUCUUGCGCGGGAUUACAUGUAUAAGCAGAGACCACCACAAUUUGAAUAUCGCCUGUUAAAUUUUUGCUUGCCUGAUGAAAAAGCAAUCAAUUAUUAACUUUAAUAUGAAAAAAUAUAGUCCUUGCAGGAUGAAAUAUGCUUAGCAUCAACUCUCUAAAGCACAGAUCUAGAAUGUUGUAUUAUCCAAGAAAUAUAUGAAUUUGUAUUGUUUACGUUUGAGUCUUGUGAUCAAUUGCAUUGAAUAAUUUGUACUCUCCACAAAUGAGAGUGGCCUGAAUUUGAACACUUCAUCAAAACGGUACAAAAGGUGGAGAUAGAUGGUAGCCUAUGGACUGCCUUGUAUGUACCUGUCAAUGCGGUGUAAAUUUUUGUAGUCGUGCAAUUUCUCACAGUCACCCCUUUUUUUGCUAUUAAUAUCAAUAUUAACCCCUAACUCCCUAGGGUGUGUACAGAAUCAUAUUAAAAUUGGAGGAUUCAGGGCUGUUAGGGUUAAUAUAAUUUGUAUGUCUGUGAAGAUUUGCGUCAACUUAGUGUUAAAUGUCAUAAUUUUGUCAGCACAAGCAUUGUUCCUGGCCCAUAUAGUUUUUAGUUGCUUUGUAUGUGCUUAGAAUGUCUCAUUCUAAAUCGUUUUAUUCUAUAAAUAUACAAAAAUACCACCUCAGAAGGUGCUGUAGUCGUUUAGUAACACUCUACAACCAAGUGGACCUUACAGGGUAAAGUAAAUGAUGAGAUUGUGCAUUCACAUGGUUUCCCGGAAUCUCCAUUGGACGAAGUUGAUCACAUUGUAGUUUUGUAGGGCACUUUGCAUGGAUUGAACUGCUGAAUGUGUGUAUAUUUACUGCACAAAAGUCACUUGAAACAGUAACCCCUUUGGAAUGUUUAUUAUUCAUACUUCUGUGUAUGGUUUAGGUCAUAGUAGUCGGCAAGUAGUUUGCAGCAGUUUUGUAUUUUAAAUAUCUGAAAUAUUUUUGAAUUGUGAACUGACUUAGAGUGUUUGUUAUGUUUGAAUUAAAAACAGCCGGCUACAUGUAUAUGUAGCUGAAACUUUUCAUUAACAACUGGAAUUUAAGUAAAGAAUUAUAAACAUACAAUCAGUGCAUUCAAGCUGAAAUAGAACAA